Messenger RNA from Jaculus jaculus (lesser Egyptian jerboa), 2934 nucleotides. RefSeq names its product phospholipid phosphatase 6 (gene Plpp6). The transcript has a single exon. The record is from RefSeq and is a predicted model, not a curated record. Bases 123 to 1004 code for a protein of 293 amino acids. NCBI's taxonomy places the organism in Eukaryota, Metazoa, Chordata, Mammalia, Rodentia, Dipodidae. Gene Ontology annotation, molecular function: sphingosine-1-phosphate phosphatase activity.
GCCGCGCGGCGCAGCGCCUCGGCCCGCCCUCCAAGGAUGGCAGUGCGGAAGCGGAAGAGGCUGCCGAGCCGGGAAACCUCGCUCGGGUCUGGCCGGUUCCCGGGAUCCGGCUUGUCGCCGCAAUGCCGAGCCCCCGGAGGAACGUCGAGGGACGGCCGCUGGGCGCCUCGGCCGCGAACUGCAGCAGCAGCGUCCCGGGCAGCCCGGCCCACGGCGGCGGCGGCGGCAGGUUCGAGUUCCAGGCGCUGCUGAGCGGCCGCACGGGCGCCGACCCCGCCUGCGCCCGGCUGCGCGCGUCCGAGAGCCCAGUGCACCGGCGCGGCUCCUUCCCGCUGGCCGCCGCGGGCCCUGCGCCGGCGCCCCCGGCCCCGCCGCCCGAGGACGACCGCAUGACCCUGAACCCGUCCUUCCUGGCCAUAGCCCUGCGCUCCCUGCUGGCCAUCGACCUGUGGCUGUCCAAGAAGCUGGGGGUGUGUGCGGGCGAGAGCUCGUCCUGGGGCAGCGCGCGGCCCCUGAUGAAGCUGCUGGAGAUCUCGGGCCACGGCGUCCCCUGGCUGCUGGGCACCCUCUACUGCCUGUCCAGGAGCGACAGCUGGGCCGGGCGCGAGGUGCUCAUGAACCUGCUCUUCGCCCUGCUCUUGGACCUGCUGCUGGUGGCCGCGAUGAAAGGGCUGGUCCGCAGGCGCCGACCGGCGCACAAUCAGAUGGACAUGUUUUUCACCCUGUCGGUGGACAAGUACUCCUUCCCUUCAGGCCAUACCACAAGGGCCGCCUUGGUGUCCCGGUUCAUCCUCAACCACCUGGUACUGGCCAUUCCACUGAGGGUGCUGGUGGUCCUGUGGGCCUUCAUCUUGGGUCUCUCCAGGGUCAUGCUUGGGCGGCACAAUGUCACUGAUGUAGCGUUUGGCUUUUUUGUGGGCUACAUGCAGUACAGCAUCGUGGACUAUUUCUGGCUCUCACCCCACAAUGCUCCGUUCCUCUUUGUACUGUGGAAUCAACAGUGACACCAUCUCAUUGAUUAUUGCAGCCAAGGAGGUCUGAAGGUUUCCACAUGUGAAGGUGUCGGCCUAAAAGCAGCACCAUUCCCACUUGCCCCUCAAACACUUCAGGCUUCCUUUUGGAUUUCUGGGGUCCCACCGUCUUGAUGUGUUUGCUAGGUCAGAGCACCGGGGCUGGCCACUGCGGAACACGGCCAUAUUAGGGAAAGAAAAAUAUCCUUCUAUUGUAUAUGUAUUCAACUACUGUUUAUGUCUCCAGAACAACUGCAGGGAAACCAAGUUCAGCGGUUAUAUGGUUGCUGUUUUUCCUUAAGUUGUCGACAUAUUCGUAUUAUGUAGCAAUCCCAUAAGUCGACAUAUCACUUGUAAAUUGAAUUUUAAGAAACACAAUCUUCAGUCAUAAAUAUACAUCUAGAUUAGACACAUAUCAAUCCUAGUCCUUUUCCUGAGGUAGACUUUAAGCAGUAUUUCAAAAGUUUAAGAUAGGUGUUUUUCUAGCUAAUUCUCUGAAGAUCUGAUGUCACAGUUGGGGUUAUUUCAGCUUACCCCUGAUUUUCUUGGUAAAGUUAAACAAAAACAAUUCAUCUCUUCCAUCUACGUGGAUUGAGAACUGAGAAGAGAUGGUGGUACUUUGCUUUCCUCUCUGUGUACUCCUCAAAAGGUCUAGAUAGAUAGUCACUUUCCACUAGUCUCUAAUAGUAUCUUUUAGCAUUCAGAAAACCCACUUAGGAAACACUCAAAAAGUGGGCAUGUCUAAGAUUCUCACAGAAAAGUAAGUAUGAGACUAAUGCUUCCCUCUGUAAUUCUGUUGUUAACCUAUAGCAUGGCAUGCCAGAGGGCCCAGGAGCUAAGUUGCUGGGGAACAUCAGGAGUAGGCUGAUCACUGACCGCAUGUGAGAUCAAUGACCAAUGUGUGGCAGGAGACACAGUCCUGCUCCCCAUCAUCUCUAUGAACAGAGAAUAAUGGUCAUCCAUCCAGUAAUAAAAUGGGAAAAGAACAUGAUCCUUUUCAGUCCAACUGCUUAACUUUCUCAUGUAUACAAGGAUGAUCCUGUCUACAUUUUCAGAUGGAAUUCCAUUUCCUGGAAUUUUAAAAUAAACUGUAUUUAAGUUGAAAUUCUCCAGGGGAGCCUCCUGCUAUGAGCACAAGGUAUAACUCCUAAAUUUCUGUUUACAUUGAUCUUUGCAUUGAAAGCUGUUCAUCCAUGGUGCCUCCCCAGAUCACAGGACCAAAGACCACCAACUGCAUGGUGGACUCUGCUUACUGUUAUUUGACCUGGAAAGGCCAAAGAGGGAUAUAUGUGCUUUAAAUGCUGCUCUAUCAGAAAAGAAGACCUUGAAAUUACUUGAGAACAUCUUAAUGACCAAUUGUUUGUGGCAUUGCCAAAUAGGACUGUGGACUUCGAUCUGGCAUAAAGGAGUGUGGCUAGGAACCAGGAGAAUGGCUGUGAUAAGUAUGUUCUGACAGAGGGGAGCAUGAACUUCACGCAUGAGGGGUACACUAAAAGAGGAACAGCUACUCCUCUAAGUAGUCAUUUGCAUUCCCACAGCAGCCUGAGCAUUGACCACCCCUUCGCUAGCAGAGUCAGUCAAUCUGUGAGGCUCUCGGUGCUUUGGGUUUGUUGUUUAGCCAUACAGAGAUCCUUCAUUUUAAUCUCAGCAACAUUCAGGCCAGACACAUGAAAACAAUGGUAUUUUUCUCUUGCAAUGUACACAAGUCUGAAUAUUAGGGACUCGCCUUUUGUUUUGCAGUUAUACUUCUGAAAUUCCCUGAUUUAAUCUCCGAGGCCUGAGUUUUCUGGCUUUAAAGCACAGAUCAAUUUGUCUGGCUUUCUGGAUCAUCCUAAGUACUGUAGAAUAGAAACUGAUUCCCUUGUUAAUUGUAUAUUAGGAAUGCCUUUUUAAAGUCAAAAUAAAAUUAACCAAUAAUGCUGAA